UUGUUAGCUGACAGCCGCAAUGUCUCCUGCAGGUGGACAAAGCUGUGAUUAAGUUCCUCUAUUCCACCAACCUCUAUUUGAGAGUCUAACAUAAGAUAAAGUAUUUAACUAUUACCUGUGGGGGGCAGCAUUAUGUUACGCCAGCGUUCAGCCUGCCGGAAUCUAUUAGAAGAAGAAGAAGAAGUCUCCUGCAGAAGAAGGAGGCGCCAUGAGGAAAUGUUUGCUUUUUAAUUUGUUUGUAUUCAGUAUUUAAUUUUGUUAGCUAAUUUUUGUCUUAAAUAUUUUUUGUGUCAUAAUGUCCGUUGUGGAGGGGCGAGUGGACUCGGUUUUAAAGUUACUGGUUAAUGCGGCGGUCACAGAAAUGUCCAAAGUUUUAUUUGAAACCGCUUCUUCUGAAGAAAAGGUGAUCCAGAUCAGUGUCUUCAUGACGUCUCUGGCCCAAGAUGCUGUGGAGAACAUCUGCCAACUUUUCCAGGAGUGCUCAUCUGUGCUCCAGUCAGAGGUGACCAAGGGUUUAGCCGAAAUUGAGGAUUUGAGGAGAAGACUGGAGUCAGCAGAAAGACAACUGAAGAGCGGAGGAGAAGUAGAGAUUCUGCUGGAGGGGAACAGCAGACAGGAGGAAGACAGUAGAACAACUGCAAAUGGAGGCGAGGCCCAUUUCCACGCACACUCUGUGACACACACAGCUGUUCCUGGGACUGAUGUUGGAUUCCAGACUCCUGUUGUCCUGCCGAAAGGUGGAACUUAUGAGGACAGCUUUCAGAAUGUGAUAAUCAAGGAAGAAGGUUUGGAUGAGCUUGUUAAGCAGGACUCCUCAGAUUCUGGUCCUUACCAAGAGGACCGCAAUGAUCCAGACUACAAGGUAGACUGCAGUGGUGAGUCCAGGUACACCGGCAGACGGAAACAUCUUCUGAAGUCCAAAUCCUGUCAGAGCAGACGAAGAACUGAGAACCAGGACCAGCAGCCUCUGAGCUGCAAACACUGCAGGAAAUCCUUCAGCACGGUGAUCCAGCUCAAAGCCCACCAGGCCAUCCAUAGUGCUAACACCAAGAAACCAUUCCGCUGCUCUCAAUGCAGCAGAGACUUUUCUUUCAGGCGCAGCCUGAGUGCCCACAUGCUGCUUCAUACAGGUGAGAGGCCACACACCUGCAGUGUUUGUGGGAAGGGUUUCACCCUGAAACAUCUCCUGAGGAGCCACCAACAUCUACAUGCCGACGUCCGUCCGUUCCGCUGUGAGCAGUGCGGCAAGAGUUUCUUCAGAUCCCACGGCCUGAAAAUCCACCAGAUUGUCCACACGGGCGAGCGGGCUUACAGCUGCAAGUACUGCAACAAACGCUUCACCAUCCACGGCAACCUGCAGCGCCACCUCCGCAUCCACACGGGCGAGAAGCCUUUCAGCUGUGAGACCUGUGGGAAAAGCUUCAACCAGGUGGACACUCUGAAGGGCCAUCAGAGGAUACACACCGGCGAACGUCCUUUUCGGUGUGAGACCUGUGGCAAGGGUUUUAUCCAGAAAAGCACUUUAAAAAUGCACCAGAAAACCUCACACUCAGGUGAGAGCUCGCUGGCCUGUGUGGCUUGUGGUGCUGCGGUGGCCUGCGUGGAUUCUCUUCGUGUGCACCUCCAGACACACGAGGCGACCAUUCCGUGCAGCUGUGUGGUCUGUGGCCGGUGGGUCGGCUCCAUCACAGAGCUACGCUCGCAUCAGCAGAACCACACCGUGGACAAACCUCACAGCUGUGACCAGUGUGGGAAGAGCUUUAAGUCAGCCAGUUACCUGAAGGUUCACCUGAAGACGCAUAGCGGAGAGAAACCGUUCUCCUGCUCCAUCUGUGGCCACGUGUUUACACAACAAAGCAGCCUUAAAUCACACCAGGUGGUCCACACCGGAGAGAAACCGUUCAACUGCGAGACAUGUGGGAAAUGCUUCAGCAACACGGGCAACCUGAAAAGACACCAGCGUAUCCACACAGGGGAGAAGCCGUUUAGCUGUGACACGUGUGGGCGCAGCUUCAACCAGGGCAACAGCCUGAAGGCUCAUCAGCAGAGCCACACAGGGGAGAAACAGUUCAUCUGUGACAAGUGUGGCAAGAGCUUCUCCUACCUGAGGAACCUGAAGGACCACAAGUGUUUCUACAUCUGAGUUUACCUUCCUCAAUGAGAUGCAAUUCUGGUAAAAUGUAACAAGUGGAAUUCUUCGUUUCCACUCGUGGUCAGUUGUAGCCCUCACCGUAACCAGACGUCUCCUUCAGGCCAGCUGUAGUUGCUGGAUUUUGGACAACCCCAUGAGGCUGUGGUUGGCAGCGUUGCACGUGGCAUACAGGUGACGUGUCCUUCUGUUUCCUGGAGAUGGGUGAGAGGACACCACAGUAAAUUAAAUAUCAUCUAAAGGAAACAGGACACACUGCUGAGAACAACACUGUCCAUACAUUGGACAGGAAGAAUGGUUUGAGUACAGUACCUGGAGUGGGGCAGGGUCCUAAGGCUGUAUGUUUCUGCACGACGAUGCUGAACUUUCAUCCUUCUCCAGGAAAAGGAAGAAUCUAAAAUGCUGUAUUUGUUUUUAACCCAGAAAGUAUCCGAUCACUGCUGUUUAUCAGUUGCCACCCAAGAAUAUGAUCAUGAAAAAUAAUCAAACUUGGAUCAUGCUGCCACCUUUUCGGGAUGGCCAAAGGCAAAGUCUUUAGGGUCCUGAUACUUCUGGUCUUAGUGUCCGAUUGAGAGACCUGGAGGGAAAUGGGUAGCUUUAGUACUUGGUCUCUUGCGGGGAUUGGUGGGUACUGCUGGAGUGACUUUGUGUCCAGUCAGCGGUUACUUGGGGACACCAGGGUGUGUAGUGCUACAUUGUGAGGGAACAUCAGCUCCAACAUUGUGGCAAGGUGGCACUCUUCCCUGAACCUGGAUGUGGCUGCCUCAAUGCUUUGGACCCCAGCAACUGAGCCAGGCUGCUUUCAGGAGUUCUACAUGGGCCGCUGGUCGACCUCAGCGAUCGGUGGUCUGGAUCCAGGGCAGUCCAUAGUAGAGCCCGACCGAUAUGGAUUUUUUUGAGGCCGAUGCCGAUAACGAUAUUUGAAUGAAAAAAAUGCAGAUAACACUAUGUAACAAAUUUUUAUUUUUGUUUUGU
Thalassophryne amazonica is the source of this 3124-nucleotide messenger RNA. RefSeq names its product gastrula zinc finger protein XlCGF26.1-like. Gene Ontology annotation, biological process: regulation of transcription by RNA polymerase II. Gene Ontology annotation, molecular function: DNA-binding transcription factor activity; RNA polymerase II cis-regulatory region sequence-specific DNA binding. NCBI's taxonomy places the organism in Eukaryota, Metazoa, Chordata, Actinopteri, Batrachoidiformes, Batrachoididae. The coding region runs from base 296 to 2143 and encodes 615 amino acids. The transcript has 8 exons. The record is from RefSeq and is a predicted model, not a curated record.